Messenger RNA from Zingiber officinale, 2927 nucleotides. Its product is annotated as E3 ubiquitin-protein ligase BIG BROTHER-like. The record is from RefSeq and is a predicted model, not a curated record. NCBI's taxonomy places the organism in Eukaryota, Viridiplantae, Streptophyta, Magnoliopsida, Zingiberales, Zingiberaceae. Gene Ontology annotation, biological process: protein ubiquitination; negative regulation of organ growth. The coding region runs from base 561 to 1238 and encodes 225 amino acids. Gene Ontology annotation, molecular function: ubiquitin conjugating enzyme binding; ubiquitin-protein transferase activity. The transcript has 8 exons.
UGAAUUUGGGGAAGCCAGAUAGAACUGGAGUGGUGGUGUGUGCUGUACCAACUUUUCUGGGAGUAUUCUGUACUCUUUUGUUGGGAGGAUGAGUGUUUCUAUUUGAUUGGUCCUUGAGAACAACUUUUUGGGACAGUAAUCAAUGAUGAUUCUCUUGGUAGGAUCCGCACCAACUUUUCACUAUGCUAUUCUAGAUAGAAAGUAAGCUGGCCAGUUCUCUAAAUCUGCGUAGUCGUUUUUCUAUUAUGUUUAUUUGGUGUUUUCAUCGUUUUUUUUUGCUUGAUUUGUUGGAGUUCUCAUUUUAAUUGUUUCUUUAGCAUAGUUGAAUUAACUUUAUCGGGAUAUAUUUUUUUUUAACAAAAUUGUCUAGUUUCUUUCCAUCUUAUGGUUUGAGCACCCUGUUUGAGUUAUGUGAAGAGGAAUUUAUCCUGGAAAAGUGUCUGGGAAACUAUCAUGUUGCAUAUAGUCUUCUGCGCAGCUUAUCUGCCACAGGAUCAAUAAGAUGGUUUGCAAUUGCAUUGGGAAGGAGUAAAAGAGAUUCUUUGAGGUAGACUGUGAACAUGGUGGAAGAACUUGCAACUCAGGAAAAGCAGGAAGUAACCGUUUACGAUACAGGCACUCACGUGGUAAAAAUCUUGGAAGAUCGUAUGGAAGGAGCUUAUUAUCUUGAUGAAAUAGCAGUUCAGGCAAGUGUUUAUCAGUCGUUCCAGGAGAAUUCAGGCAAUAGAUAUAGACCAAAUCAUGAGAUUGGCCAAAGCAGCCAAAGGACUCGUGGUGAAAGUAAUCUCCAAUCAGCAUCAGCAUAUGAUGAAGUUCUAGCUCAACAGUGUCAAUUACUGGAGGAUUGUUCUGCUGAUGCACUAGAAAGUACAAUAAAUCAUCCAGGAGAUGGUGUAAACACAACAGAGUCUUCUACACGAAAUGCUGGAUCUUCAUCUAAUGGCAAUCCUAGACUGGUUAUAAGAGAAGACAACAUCGACUCAGAUUCCAUGUCUUAUGAGCAAUUACAGUUGCUAGAGGAUGAAAUAGGUAGCGAAAGCAGAGGUUUGUCAGACGAGCUUAUUUCUUAUUUGAGGGUGCUAGAGCACAGACACAGAUUCUUCUCAAGAAAGGGCAACGAAGAAUGUGUCAUUUGCAAAUCAAAUUACAAAAGACAGAAGUUGAUCACUUUGCCUUGCCGCCAUUGUUACCAUUCGCAUUGCAUCAUUCGCUGGUUGAAGGAAAACAAGAUGCUAUGAAAAGGAAACUUGAUGAAAGGGUAUGGAGCUCACAGUUAGAGAAUCAUGUGUAGGAACGAAGGAAUUUAGAUAUCUCCAUAAUGGUAUGAUAUUAUUCACUUUGAGCCUGAGGGAUUUUGUUUUUGGGCUUUACCCAAAAGGCUUCAUACCAAUAGAGAUGUCUUUCCCAUGUAUUUUCAAUGUGAGACUUCGCUUGCAACCUUGCAACUCCAACAAUCUCUCCCUCAAACAAAAGACCACAUACCCCCUUCAAGUGGAAAACCUAUCCGUUUGACGUCCGAUUCUCGACCCACUUGUCUUUUUGCCCCUCGGUCCAACCGACCUACUAGGUCUUCCUGCCCCUCUGUCCACCCGACCUAAGACCUUGUCUAGUCGCAACUAGGCUUCUCUGCAUGGCUGUCCACUAGGAAUUACUGCCUGAUGUAUGGUCCUCUUGAUCCGGACACGGAAGCCCUCACGUUUUUUUUGUUCGAGAUCAAUAUUCUACUCAUAUGGCUUGAUUAGAUCCUAACUCUUAUGUACUGUCAGUGGUUAGAUUUUCUGAUAAUUCAUACUUUGAUACCAAUUGUAGGACCGAAGGAAUUUUGAUAUCUCCACAAUAGUGUACCAAUUGUAAGACCGAAGGAAUUUAAAUAUCUCCACAAUAGUAUAUCAGUUUUCAUUUUGGACUUAAACCAUCAUAGUUUUAUUUUUGGCUUUAUCCAAAAGGUCUCUUACCAAUGCUUUUUCAUAUGUUUUCAAUGUGGGACUUUGUUUACAACCUUGUAACCCCAACUUCAUGAAAAUUUGAUAGUUAUUGUAACCCCAACUUCAUGAAAAUUUGAUAGUUAUUGGAAAAUUACCGUUGGCAUAAGUUUAUCUUGUAACUAAUCUAGCAGCUUCAAAACUGAAAUAGAUAUAUGCACUAGAAUAUAUUAGAAAUAUUCUCUUUUCAAUACUCGUUGAGUGAAAUCAAAAUAGGUUGAGAUAGUAUGUGCAUACGCUCAAAGACAAUUAAUAGAUUCUAUAAGUAGAUGAGUGAAACUAUGCUUUAUUUAUCCAUCUGAAGGGGAGAGGUGUAGGAGAAGGGGAAGGCGAGGGGUAAGAGUAGAGACGAGAGAUCUGAGAGUAGAGGUGGCUGGGAAAAAAGAGUUGAUCAAGAUAUAUUCUUGGAUUAGGAGUAUUAUCAAGUAAAGUACCAAAGUUUUAACUGAAAAUACAACACGCCUAUGUUUUUUUUUUACCUUUAACCUUUGUGUUUACCCACUUUUGGAAGGGCAAUAUAAGCGCUCCAUUUGAACUCUGUUCCUAUCCUUUCCUCUCCUAUUGAGUAAAUAAGUCCUUAGAGUGGAAGGUGCAUGAGACAAAGGGACUCAAUAUUAUAGAAAAUAUAGUAGGGGAUCGAGGUUAAUGACAUAGGAGGAUCCAUAUAUACCGAUCCCACUCAAUGGAAUAUAGGUUUGAUUGUUAUUAUUGUUGUUGAAGAAGAAUACUCAUGUUGCUACAUGAUAUUUUGAUUGACAUGUGAUCUCAUUCUUCUUUUUCCAAUUGUUGUGAUAGUUUCAUGACGACAUUAAUAACAGAAAAUCUAAAUUUUGUUGGCUAUCUAAAAAGAAUCUUGCUAUUCAAGCAGGCAUGCCCGAUUUGCAAGGAGGAGGUAUUUGGGUGAAAGUUACACUGGAUCAAAUUGCAGAGGUCUACGAAAAUGAA